Messenger RNA from Trichoderma gamsii, 1878 nucleotides. RefSeq lists its product as hypothetical. Lineage: Eukaryota; Fungi; Ascomycota; Sordariomycetes; Hypocreales; Hypocreaceae. Gene Ontology annotation, cellular component: chromatin. Gene Ontology annotation, biological process: regulation of transcription by RNA polymerase II; DNA-templated transcription. The transcript has 6 exons. Gene Ontology annotation, molecular function: RNA polymerase II cis-regulatory region sequence-specific DNA binding; DNA-binding transcription factor activity, RNA polymerase II-specific; zinc ion binding. The record is from RefSeq and is a predicted model, not a curated record. The coding region runs from base 1 to 1878 and encodes 625 amino acids.
AUGGCCCUGCUCACUCAGAUUCUAAACGGGGGACCCGGGCCCAAUGGCACGUCCAGUUUGCAACGAAGAAGCGUCUCUUCACUACCAUCGACUUCUAAAUCCCACUCGCCCGAUGCUCCCACGCCCAGCAUACCGACUUCAGAUGCUGAUGACACUUCCAAAACUGUUACAAGUCUCUCCACCAGCUACGUGGAUAUUUUGGGCCCUGCAGAUCAGGCAACACAGCAUCUAGAUCCAUCCAUUGCCACGGCGGGGCUGAAACUAAUCCUCAAUGUCAUCUCUAACCCCCUAUCAUCAGAAACGAUGUCAAGAAAUCGACUACAGCUGCCUGAAGAGAUAGACAAAUGGUCCUCAGAAUGUCUAAGAGCAUACGUCACACACUUCCAUGACCGGUGGCCUAUAUUGCACAUUCCGACUUUUGAGCGGGAGGUCAUUUCUAUCGGGCUGAGAAGCACCGCCAUCAUGAUAGGCUCUUGGGUACGGAACGAGACUGCAGACCACAGCCUCGUAUACGACAUACACAGCAUCCUUGUUAAGAACCUCCUCGCUGAUCUCACGGAGACUACAGUCGACGCUGCCGGCGUCUGGCCCAUCAGAACCCUUCAAUCAGCUUUAUUGAAUGUUAUUUUUGCAUUUGAAUGUGGAAAUGACAAACUCAUGAAAAAAGGUCGCCUCCUGUACAGCCUUCUCGUCACUGUAUUUCGACAACUCAAAGUCUUCAGCGCCGAGGCCGUGGAGCAUCAGAUUCGGAUCCAUUUCAGCGGCGAUUUCCCUCCAUGGGCGUUUGCCAUGAAGGAGAAGUGGAAAAGGCUUGCCACCAAUCUCUUCAAGCUCGAUACAUACAUAUCCCUAUUGACGCAACAACCACCAUCAGUCCAACGCGAAGAAAUGAGUCUCGGGCUAACGUCCACAUUCGCCUUAUGGAACGCCUAUGGCCUCGACGUCUUCUUCAGGAGAUGGCCGUCCGAGCCCCUGGAACGAUCGUCGUACAAGAUCUGCGAUCUCGCGCUGGGAUCGCAACAGCCAAUUUCGCCCAUCAUGCUCGUCGAAGACAUACAAAUCCGCAUGAUGGGUGUGACCAACUACGUCUGGAUCCUCAGUAAGAUGCGAGGGAAUCCGAACCCGGCACUGUGCGCAUCAGCCGACCAGAAAGAGCUGAUAGCCACCCGUUUGAAGCGCUGCAAGCUACAGCUGGACGGCAUGGCUGCCUUGUGGAUGGAUCCAGAACAACACAAAAUGCACAUUGAGUUCCUGCUAAGGGCGUACAUGGGCUCGGAAGAGCCUUUCCACGAUGACUGGGAAAAGUACUCACGCGGCCGGUUCUUCUCCUAUGUCUUUAGCGCCACCAUGAUGUACCACCUCCUCAGCAUGCACAUCUACGCCGAUGCCCAAAGCUACAUGCAGAAUCUUCCAGGCAUCACGUCAAGCCUGGCCCCCUGCGGCGUCACCCUCCCCUACCCCCCUAACACUGCUGAGAUCAAGGAGUGGGCGACAUCCAUGGACAGCAGAAUUGCAGUCUCGCACGCCAUCGUCGCAUACCGCGUCUAUAGCGGCCAUGUGUCCCCCUCUGAGCUGAAAGCCGAAGUCGUCGAUCCCAUCGCCCACAUGACCAUCGCGGUAGGGGCAGGCGUUUUGUGGACGUGGAUUCAAAACAACGGCAUGACAUGCACUUGCAAUUGUAUGAAUGUGCCGCUCGUUGACGGGCUGGACUUUGGCUUUGUGCGUCUGGAGACGGGGAAGAGCCCCGAAGUGGAAAACUGGAUACGGAAUGGGGGUGAUAUCUGGCUCAAUGGCGUCCAGGUAUCGCGGAAAUGGGAAAUUGGUAACGCAUUUGCGCAGAAGCUGUGGAAUCAGCUUGGACUUCAGCGAUCUAUUUAG